This is a messenger RNA of Closterium sp. NIES-65, 1536 nucleotides long. NCBI's taxonomy places the organism in Eukaryota, Viridiplantae, Streptophyta, Zygnematophyceae, Desmidiales, Closteriaceae. The record is from the annotation of a GenBank genome assembly.
AUGCUUCAGAUAAUCCCAAAUCGCUUCGUGGAAGCACCAGGAGAGCGCCCAGCCAGUAACGGGGCCAGCAUUAACGAAUCCGGGGCAGCAGCAGGGCGCGUGGUGGGGGGCGUGGAGCGAGGGCGGGUAGUAGACUGGGGGGUGAUGGAGGAUGCAUGGCGAUACAUGCUGUACGAACAGAUGGGGUGGGAGGAGGGCGGUGAAGGGGCCGUGCUGCUGUGCGAGCCCAUUCUUACCCCAAGAGCAUCUCGAAACGCAUUCCAAGAGGCGUCUCGCCUCACCACUCGCCUUUCUCACAACAAGGGCGGGUCACACUUCCGAGCGGACGGGGAGCAAGCAGUGCAGCGCAGAUCCUUUUUGAGUUGUUCAGCUGGUCGGGCCUCUUUACAGCAGAGCAGAGCAGCCAUCGAUUUUCCCCAGUCCCCUUCCUCCGCACCCUUCUCUCCCAUUUUCUCUCACUCCCUCUCCUGUCAGGCGGACAGGGAGCAAGCAGCGCAGGUCCUCUUUGAGUCCUUCAGCUGUUCGGGUUUCUUUGCAGCGGAGCAGCCAGUGCUGGCACUCUAUGCGCUCGGCCGCCUCUCCGGCUGCUGUGUGGACCUAGGCCAUGGCAAAACAGAUUUCUCUGUCGUGCAGGAAGGGGCGUUGAUCCCCUCCUCUGCUCGCCGUUGGCCAGUUGGCGGCUGCGAUCUUUCGGAGCGAAUCCAACGGCUAGUAUUUGACGAGAGGCAGAGUGGGGGGGGAGCUGGCCAAGGAGGGGAAGUGGAGAGGGAUACACUGACACGUGGCAGUCUCUCAUUGGAUGCUGCAACGUUGGAAAGGCUGAAGGAGGAAGCUUGUGAGGUGGCUUUGGACGAGAAAAGUUUUGCAGCUGCCCGGGCUGCGGACGAGAGGAAGGAAUUUGUGCUGCCCGAUGGGCAGCGCAUCUCUCUCGGCAGUGAACGACUUGAGGUUGCAGAGGCCCUCUUCAGACCCUCCCUCCUCGCCCACAACUCACUUCUCUCACCGCCCUCCCUCGAGGCCUCCCCAUUGGCUGGUCCCGACUCGGCUGGCAUCGUUCGGCAGCUUCUGAGUGUGGUGUUCGAUGCAGCAGGGCUAGGAGGGGGAGGCGGAGGAGGAGGGGUAGGGGGAGGGAUGGGGGGUGUGGGCGGGGGAGGAGGGCUCGGGGGAGGAGGGAUGGGGGUGGAAGGGGGAAAGCAGCGGGCAGCCUUGGAGUCCAUUGCGGUGGUGGGGGGAGGGUCGUGCCUCAAGGGGUUGGUGGAUCGGUUUCAGAGUGACGUGCAGACGGCAGUGUCUCCCUCCCUGCAACCCACCGUCGUGCGGGUGAGUGGGGUGAGAGGGGUUAGUGGGAUGAGCAGCUGGGCGGUUGGGCGGUUGUGCAGUGGGGCACCUGACUACAUGCCGGACAACACCGCCCGCUACGCCUCGUGGUACGGAGGGGCCAUAGUGGCGCGCAUUGUGUUCUCUCAGAAUCAGCACGUCACUCGCGCUGAGUACAACGAGAGGGGCCCUGCUGCUGUGCACCGCAAGAGCAUGUAG